AUGCUGGUUUAUGAUGGCAACGAAAAAAUUGGCCUCUUUUUCUGGGAGAAAAUACAAAAACUGGACUUCAAGAAUCGAAAAAUCACACUAGUUGUUGAAGAAGAUGCCGAUCAAUCUGUACGUUUGUUACCAUUGCUCAGCAAGCUAGUCCAGCUCGACGGUAAUGAGUUUGCUGCAACCGGGCAAGUUCAGUUGCACACGUUUGUCUUCAAUUUGGCUUCCCAUAAGGCAUGCAAACAUUUGUGGAAAUGUGCCAUCGAACAUCACACUUUCUUCCGGUUGAAAACUCGUUCAUGUGUAAAGCACUCACGUUCGCAGUUAUUCCGGCUUGGAAGCACUUUCAAGUACAGAGGCAGGACUGAGUACGAAGCUGUUCAUAAGGAUGGUGCUCGUCUGUCUCGCAGAACGACAGCAACUUUUGAGAGAAGACCAAGCCAGCGAUACGGACCUCGACAAAGUCAUGCUUUUAAUAAGGCGCAGAUCAAGCCUGAGGCUACGAACACAACGCCAACUAACAAUAGUGUUCCUGUGGAGCAGCUUAUUAGUAACCUCUCCAUAGGAGAAGCAGAAAAACCAACUGUCCCUUCAUUAACACAACCUACUACAUAUACAGUUCCUACUGUACCUGUACCUGUUACUACGAUGCCAGCGAUGAGAGAAGUCGCGCCACCAGUCGUUCCAGUAAUGUCUUUUACUAGUGCGCCAUCUCGUGAUACCAGUAUCGCACCUUCCCCUCCCAAGCCGCCCUCGCCACCAGUGACUGUACCAGCAAUACCCACCUCUUCUCAGCAUAUCACAAUGAUACCGAUAUCAGCAGUGAAAGAGAAGAGUCCUUCUCCUCCUCUAGAGAAGGUCACGACGCAAUUACCGGAACCUGCAGAAACACAUCCCCAUCCCGUUCAACAUCAAGUAGAAUUCCGAAAUAUGUUUCUAACUCCUGCCUGCAGGGACCAUGGUGACGAGCCGGAUGCGAAAACUUUGACUACAAGUGGAACCUCUACGACCUCGAAAAGCUCUCUUCAAGCGGAUUUGGAAACAGAUCUAGAGAAUGUAUCACCAUCGUUGCUCACAUCCUCUCCUACUAACACCAAAGCGAAGCUUAACACUGGUAUUCCAAAGCCUUCUAAAAUCCGGCCUCCCACCGUUACCGCUAAACUCAGACCAACGGAGACUAACAGUGUACAGGAAGAUACCCGCAUAUCCAAAAUACCAAAACUGUCGGAUGGCUUGCGAACGACAAGUAACGGGCAGUGCGCAUUUUCUGGAACAACGCACAUUCCUAUUAGGUCUGGUUUCGACCGAACGUCACAAAGUCGACUAAUAACUGAUUUGUAA
This is a messenger RNA of Ostertagia ostertagi, 1335 nucleotides long. The record is from the annotation of a GenBank genome assembly. Lineage: Eukaryota; Metazoa; Nematoda; Chromadorea; Rhabditida; Trichostrongylidae.